This is a messenger RNA of Centruroides sculpturatus (bark scorpion), 1846 nucleotides long. RefSeq lists its product as uncharacterized. The record is from RefSeq and is a predicted model, not a curated record. Lineage: Eukaryota; Metazoa; Arthropoda; Arachnida; Scorpiones; Buthidae. The transcript is spliced from 5 exons. The coding region runs from base 42 to 1730 and encodes 562 amino acids.
UGGUGGUAAACUUAACUGAAAAAAGUAUUCCAGAUGAUUAUAUGCGGUUUUUGUCAUAUGGUGUGGGUAUGAAUUUACCAUAUUUUGAUAAAUCAUUGGAUACUAUAGCGGACAUUGAAUUGGCAAUAUUCAAAAGUGGACUUGAUAAAAACAAAAAAGAAGAAAUGAGAAUAAAGAUCGCUGAAGAUCUAAAGAAGUUUAAAACAAAACAAGGAUACAUGAUGGAUCAAAAGGCUAAGAAGUAUAUAGGUAAAUAUAACAGAUUGAAAAAGUUUCUUCAUAGAUUUAAUUUAGGUAUUGUAAAAGCAGAUAAAUCAAGGCAAUUAAUAAUAAUGAAUUUAACAGAUUUAGACAAAAAGAAACAGGAAAUUAUAAAAGAAGGAAAUUUUGAAAAAUUAGAGUUAGAUCCAACAAGUAACAUACAGAAAUUAUUGAAGAAAAUUGUAGGAAAAUUAAUAAAAGAAGGAGCUAUUUCAAUUACUGAAAGUAAAGAACUAUUACCAGGAGAAAAUGUGAGAAUGCCAAAGUUAAAUGUUAUAUUAAACUCUGAACUUAGUAUAAAAAAUACUGAUAGUUUAAUUUCAAGAUUAGAAGCAGGAAGAAUUUUGCCAGAGUACCGUUUAAUGAGUAUAGAUAUAGUGUCAAUGUAUCCAUCGAUUACAAAAGAAAUGAUUAUACAGAGUUUAAUUAAAGGCGAGUACUUUCGACAAAAGGAUGGAAUAUCCAUGGGCUCGGUGGUCGGCCCAAAGCUGGCAGAGAUUGUUAUGAAAAAUAUAGAUAAAACGUUGCUGAACUUAGGUGGAAUAGUUUUUCUGGCACGGUAUGUCGAUGAUAUAUUUAUUAUUUAUAAUAGUAAAAUAACAUCACCAGAAAAAAUCUUAAAAGAAGCUAAUGAAAUUAAUGAACAUAUUAAGUUCACCUAUGAGUGUGAAAAAUUAGAUAGUCUAAAUUAUUUGGAUAUCACAAUAACCAGGUUUAAAGAUCAUUUGGAGUAUAGUAGGUAUGAAAAACCUUGUAACACAAAUAAAGUUAUAAAUUUUAGAUCGUAUUGUCCAAUUAAUCAAAAAAGAAAUAUUUAUUUAAUGGAAGUAAAAAAGAUAUUUUCUAGAACAACCAGAAGUGAAAAAAGAAUAGAAGAACUCAAAAAAAUAAAUAAGAAGUACUUGUUGAACAAUUAUCCGAAAAGAUUGCUGAGGAACUGGUAUGAUGAAUAUUCAAAAAGAAGAUUUCAAGUAAAGCAACAAAAAGAAAGUAAAAAAAAGAAAGAUUUAUUGGAAGAAGAUGGAGUGGUUUACAGGCUUCAAUGUACGUGUGGAGUACCGUAUUACUACGUUGGAGAAACGAAACGGAAACUAAAAGUGAGGAUGUCGGAACACUUGGCAGCAGUACGAAAUAAAAUUAAUACAUCCCCGGUAUUUUUGCAUUGCCAUGUUAACAACUGUCAAUUAGAUAUUAAUAAUGUAAAAAUAAUACAUAAAGAGAAAAAUAUUGUAAAAAGAAAAUUUAAAGAACAUUUCGCGAUAAUUAUGCAAAGUAAUGUAAUGAAUUUGAAUAAUGGGGUGAUACCAGCGGAAUGCUGGGAAGAGUUUGUGUUACUUAAAGAUUGUAAACGCGAUAGUAUCAGUGAGAAAGAUGUGUUUUCUUCUGUGUCUACGACGGAGAAAAAUGUGUCGUUUGAGAUACCUUCUGCUGUUCCUAUUGUACACUCUAGUAGUCAGAAACCCUACUGAAGAGGCCUUGACAGGCGAAAUGCAUUUGGGUCUACGGACUCGGGACUUAUUAAGCCUCCAAAAGUCAGAAACGAAUGGAAAACUAGUAGUUUUCCGUGUACUAAAGAUUAGUACAG